UGGGUUAGCGGCUGGUUCCUCCUCACCGCACCUAUCAUCUUCUGGGAUGCAUCGUACUGCCUUAUGAGGCCGCGUUCGAUGGUCGGGGGCGACCUUCAUUGGAUUUGGGAGCCGUACUCGAUCUACCAGGAGGUUGACUACGUCUACGGCGUCAAGGCGCUUGAGGAGAACAACGGGUUUACGAAUGCGCAAUCCUUCAUGAACAUCGUCGAGACCCUGAUGAACGUCGCCUACGCAUACCUUGCGCACACUGGAUGGGCGCCUGCGCCGGUCUUGGGCAUUGCGGCAGCGACGAUGACGCUUUCCAAGACGGUGCUGUAUUGGCUUGUCGAGUACUACUGCGGCUUCUGUGCGAUUGGGCACAACACGUGGAAGGAUCUGGUGGUCUAUUGGAUCAUUCCUAAUGGAUUCUGGCUGGUGGUUCCGUCUUUGAUUAUCUGGCGUCUUACGAGGGACGUGGCUGCGGCACUCAAGGGCGCG
Messenger RNA from Coniophora puteana RWD-64-598 SS2, 480 nucleotides. RefSeq lists its product as uncharacterized. The record is from RefSeq and is a predicted model, not a curated record. The annotation marks the transcript as partial. The transcript is spliced from 4 exons. NCBI's taxonomy places the organism in Eukaryota, Fungi, Basidiomycota, Agaricomycetes, Boletales, Coniophoraceae.